Messenger RNA from Paramecium octaurelia, 1344 nucleotides. NCBI's taxonomy places the organism in Eukaryota, Ciliophora, Oligohymenophorea, Peniculida, Parameciidae. The record is from the annotation of a GenBank genome assembly.
AUGAAUUAUAAAUAUUUUAUACUAAUCUUAGGGUGUCUGCUAAUAUCAAUUAAUGGAAGCAAAUGUAAAAAAGUAAUUAAUUCUGAUGCUGUCUACAUAUUUGAUGAUUUAUAAACAAAAGAAUAUAAAUAAAUUCUAAACGGUAUUGUUUAUUGAUGAUUUAGAAACAAGUACAUUAUAUUUCCGAUUUUGUCAACCAAUUUUAAAGUGUCCAGAAAUUACAUUUAAUACAUUUGCUGUAAUAAUAAAUAACGAGGGAAAACCAGAUUAACAAUGCAUAUCAUUGAUUAACACAGAUUCAUACUUUGCAGAUUCCUUUGAACUUAUUAAUUAAGAUGAAUCUCAUGAAGGUGUGCAGGCAGAAUUCAAUAAGUAUCAAUAUAUAUCAAAUAAAUAAAGUACACUUAAUGGUUUUUAUGUAAAAUACGUGCUUUAUUGUUAAGAUCAAUAAGAAAGCCUAAAGAUAUUGGACAUAUCUUAUGAUAAAAAUAAAUAAUUUUACACUAUUGAAAUGGAAGCUGAUAAUGGAUGUCCCUUAGUUUUAUUUUCUUAAAUUGUUUAAUUCCUAUAAGACAAUAACAAAUUUCUGUCUGCAAUUCUGAUAAUGAUAGGCUUAACAGAAUGCUUAAUGGGUAAGUAAAUCUUAAAGCCAACCCUUUUUAUAUUUGGAUACUUAAUUGGUUUUUUCUUUGCAUUAUAUAUAUCUAGUGAAAUUGAUUUAGGAGACAAUCCAUUUUUUCUUUGGUUAACGUUGAUAAUCGCUGUGUUAAUUGGAGCAUUUGUAGGAGGAUUAUCUAUGCACUUAGAUAAAAUCGGAAUUGUUACAAUAGGUAUUGGACUAGGAGUAGUCUUGUCUUUAUUGUUGUGGAAUGCUCUAUUGAUUUAAUUUGUUACUUCCCAAUACUUAUUAUAUUCAAUUAUGUUGGUUUUCAGUUUUGGGUGCAGUGUUCUAUCAUUUAGAUUAUUUGAUCAUCUAAUCAUUUUUAGUACUAGUUUUUUAGGAGUAUAUAAAUAAAUGUUAUUUAGUCAUACUUAGUUUUUAAGGGUAUUGGAUUGAUUGCUGGAGGGUUUCCUUCAGAAAUUAAGAAUAUUUCAGGAAAUUCGGAUUAUAGAUAUUACAUUUAUUUUACUUGCAUCAUAAUUUUAGCCUGCUUUGGUAUCUAUUACUAAUACAAAUAAUGGGGAUAAAAGAUUAUCACUUAUGACGAAAUCGUGCAAUCAAUGAUGAACGGCAAUUAGUCAAAUGAAGUCAAGGAUUCACUUUUAAAUGACCCUCAAAAUGGCCAAGAUUAGAUUGAAUUGAAAGAGAUAUAGGAGAAAUCAGAUAUAAAAGGUUUUUAAUGA